Molecule: messenger RNA, 1885 nt
Organism: Tripterygium wilfordii
Lineage: Eukaryota; Viridiplantae; Streptophyta; Magnoliopsida; Celastrales; Celastraceae
Exons: 2
Coding region: 534-1715 (393 amino acids)
Source: RefSeq, a predicted model, not a curated record
GUGGCCUUCCCUUGGGAUGAUAGAAUGUACACCCCCAAAACAACACGAUACGCAUACCUUACACAAACCCCUUCUCUCCCGUUUCCGUCACCCUCUCUCUCUCUCUCUCUCCCCGUGUUCCAUUUCUGUUCUUCUUUAUCGGGGUCGGUGGUGGUUGGGUUUUGGAUUGCGAGUCCAAACGCCAUUGAUUCCGGUAUGAGUUAAAGAGGAGAGAUAGAGAGAGAGUGUGUGUGCAUGAGCGAACACAUAAUGGAAAUUGAGAGAAUUAGGCAGUUGUUGCUCCUCUGGUGUAGGAUCCAAAGCACCCGUGUGGCCCUUGUGGGUGGUAACCACACCUCUUCCAGGUUCUGUACUCGCUAAAACUUUCUCUUCAGCCCCCUUGCUUUCUUCUCCUUUUGAUUGCUUACCGUUAAUUUGGUAAUCUACAAUUUGGAUCUGGGUUUUUUUUAUUUGGCCUUAAUUGUUCUGCUCAAUUGGUUGUGGAUUUGAACUUAUUUGUUUGGAUUGAAAUUGAGGACCAAUCGUGGAAAUCCAUGGAAUUCGAUCGUGGGUUUGGGGUCAAGAACCAGAAAAUGCCUGGACAUUUUCAUGGUGGCAGCAGGAAUGGCUUUGAGUCUAAUACUCUUUUGGUGAUUAAGCUUCCUGAUUUGAGGGUUAUGCACAUUGCCUCAAGAUCGGUGCUUUUGGUUAUAAUUAUAUUUGCAUUGCCUUUUAUUAUGUUCCAAUCAAGGGAUCCUACAAGUUCUUAUGCUGAUGCUUUUGGUUCUGAUCCAAUUGAUGUCAACUUUCUUAAUAUGGUCUUGCAAGGUUUGGCUAAUGAGGGCCUUAUCAAGAAUGGCGAUAAAGCCCUGAUCUUAAGUUCCGGUGUUGAGGUUUCACGAUUUUCAAUCGACAAUGCGAUUGAUUUGGUGUUUGAUUCUGAUUUUGGCUUGAAAAGCUCAUUACCGGAUGUAAAAUUUGAUUUUGUUUUUACGUCUGGUCUUGUGGAUACUCAAUUUGUUGAUCGAGUUUUAAAGGUUGGAGGCAUUGUGUCUAUGCAAUUGAGUAAUGAGCUUUCUAAUGAUUUUGAAAAGCAAUCAAAUUAUAAGAUUGUGUAUCUCCGGCGACACGGUUGCUGUAUCACUGCAAUGAGGAAAACAAGAACAGUUAAUGAAGUAAUGAGUUCCUCUGCGAAACGGCUGCUUUGCCAAUUGCCAUUGGAGGCCAAGAAAGCAGCUUUGAAUGGUUUGGAAGAUGUUCUGCUUGAGCCACCAAGAAAGGCUUUAGAAAAAACUACUGGAUUCUUGAAAAUGUUCAAGUAUCUCCCUGACUUGUUAGAUGAUUCCCUAGAAGGUUAUUCUCGUCGAAUUUUCAUUAAUGUUGGGUUACCAAAAGAGAAGGAUAGUGUUAAAAAAUGGUUCAGCAAGAAUUACCCAACAAGAAAUCAAGAAUUUGAGAUGUACAACAUCGAGGUGGCACGUCCCGGUAUUGAUGUUUCACAUUGGUUGCAGAAGAAUGUGAACGAAGAGGACUUUGUUGUGAUGAAAGCUGAAGCAGACGUGGUAGAGGAAAUGAUCAAGAGCAGUAUAGUUUCUGUGGUCGAUGAACUGUUUCUGGAGUGCAAGAACCAAUGGCAGGAUGAGAAGAGAAAGAAGAGCCAGAGGGCUUAUUGGGAGUGUUUGGCCUUGUAUGGAAGGCUAAGGGAUGAAGGAGUUGCUGUACAUCAAUGGUGGUAAUCAGCUGUGCAAUGCUUUUAAUCAAAUAUCAUAUGUAAGUCUACUACAUUCAGAAUAAGAAAGGGGAGAGAGAAAAUUGUCUCCUCUAGUUUUCUUUGAUUCAUGGAGUUGUGGGUUUCUUUUGUUGAUUUAUCUGUUUUCUCCUUCAAUCAAUCCACUUUAUUGUUUCA